This is a messenger RNA of Sebastes umbrosus (honeycomb rockfish), 1766 nucleotides long. It is a transcript of the gene chrnd, whose product is annotated as cholinergic receptor, nicotinic, delta (muscle). The transcript has 12 exons. Gene Ontology annotation, biological process: signal transduction; regulation of membrane potential; monoatomic ion transmembrane transport. Bases 1 to 1566 code for a protein of 521 amino acids. The record is from RefSeq and is a predicted model, not a curated record. Gene Ontology annotation, molecular function: transmembrane signaling receptor activity; acetylcholine-gated monoatomic cation-selective channel activity. NCBI's taxonomy places the organism in Eukaryota, Metazoa, Chordata, Actinopteri, Perciformes, Sebastidae. Gene Ontology annotation, cellular component: postsynaptic membrane; neuron projection; synapse.
AUGAAGCCUCAGCGUGCAGCACUGAGCGCCGUGUUCCUGCUCGCUCUGCUCUCAGCUGAGUGCUGGGGCAGGAACGAGGAGGAGCGUCUGAUCAACUACCUGAUAAAAGAGCAAGGAUACAUCAAAGAGCUGCGUCCAGUUGAGAGGCAGCAGGAUGCCGUCGACGUUUACCUCGCGCUCACGCUCUCCAACCUCAUCUCUCUGAAAGAAGUCGACGAGACUCUGCUGACAAACGUAUGGAUAGAUCAUACGUGGACUGACUACCGGCUGUCGUGGAAUGUGACAGAGUUUGACGGCAUCGAGAUGCUUCGUCUGCCGACCAACAUGGUGUGGCUGCCGGAGAUUGUGCUGGAGAACAAUAACGAUGCCCAGUUCCAGGUGGCCUACUACAGUAAUGUACUGGUGGAUUCCACUGGUCUCUGCUACUGGUUACCUCCCGCCAUCUUCCGCUCCUCCUGCUCCAUCAAUGUCAACUACUUCCCCUUCGACUGGCAGAACUGCACGCUCAAAUUCACCUCUCUGACCUACAACGCCAAAGAGAUCAGGAUGCUGCUGAAAGAAGAAGCGGACGAAACCAGCAAAUGGACGGUGGAGUGGAUCAUCAUCGACCCUGCUAGCUUUACGGAGAACGGCGAGUGGGAAAUCAGCCACCGGCCGGCCAAGAGAAACACCUACAAGCACAUUCCCAUGGAGAGCAACAAGCACCAGGACAUCACCUUCUACCUGGUCAUCAAACGCAAACCCCUCUUCUACAUCGUCAACAUCAUCAUCCCCUGUGUGCUCAUCUCCUUCCUGGCCUCGCUCGUCUACUACCUGCCCGCUGACAGUGGUGAGAAGAUGACCUUGUCCAUCUCGGUGCUGCUGGCUCAGUCUGUCUUCCUGCUGCUGAUCUCUCAAAGGCUGCCGGAGACGUCCAUGUCUGUUCCACUUAUUGUCAAAUAUUUGAUGUUCAUCAUGGUGUUGGUGACGAUCGUGGUGUUGAACUGUGUGGUCGUCCUCAACCUGCACUUCAGGACACCGAGCACACACGUCAUGUCUGACUGGACCAAGAAGUUCUUCCUGGAGCGGCUGCCCCGCAUCCUGCGUAUGUCCCGCCCCUCCGAAGAGGAGCCGUACUGGGACGGAGCGUUGCCACGGCGAUCCAGCUCGGUGGGCUACAUCGCCUCGGCGGAGGAGUACUACAGCGUCAAGUCACGCAGCGAGCUGAUGUUCGAGAAACAGUCAGAGAGGCAUGGACUGACGGCGCGAGCCACGCACGCAGCAAUUAUGAAGCCCCAUGACGAGGGAGGUGUGACCGAUCAGCUGUAUUCAGAGAUGAGGCCGGCAGUGGACGGAGCAAACUACAUCAUCAAACACAUGCGCAACAAGAACGACUACAACGAGGAGAAAGAUAACUGGAGCGGCAUCGCUCGUACGGUGGACCGCCUCUGUCUCUUCCUGGUUACCCCGGUGAUGACCUUCGGCACCAUCAUCAUCUUCCUGAUGGGGAUCUGUAACCACCCUCCACCUCUGCCCUUUCAAGGAGACACACACGACUACAGAGAGGAGAACCCACGCCUGCUGUGACACGCACACACACUCACACACACAUCGUGUUUAGAUCAGGAAGUUUGUUGCUUCAUAAUUAUUUUUGUUUGUUUCCAGGAAGCUUAUUGUGUUUUUUUUUGUUAACUUAAAUUUGAAGUGAAUCACGAAAUCAGUUUAUUGCUAUUUUAAUUUAAUUUGUGUGGUUUGAAUAAACAUUCACAGUCGGCAGACGUCUUUGA